Molecule: messenger RNA, 838 nt
Organism: Hevea brasiliensis (rubber tree)
Lineage: Eukaryota; Viridiplantae; Streptophyta; Magnoliopsida; Malpighiales; Euphorbiaceae
Product: dirigent protein 23
Exons: 1
Coding region: 105-659 (184 amino acids)
Source: RefSeq, a predicted model, not a curated record
UUUUAUAAAAUCUCUCAGAAUCACAAGUCCCUGGCUCUCCUUGUGUCUUGUCUGGUGUUAGAGUGAAUUUUCUUGGCUUUUUAUUGCUAGAGCUGAGGAAGAACAUGGCAAAGUUAUGUCUAGUUUUCUUCAUCAUUUCCCUCGUCAUAGCCAUGCCAUGGACGCAAGCUUUCCCUUUAGAUAACUGGCCUCAGAGACACAAAGACCAGAAGGAGACAGUAACCAAUCUCCAAUUCUAUUUCCACGACACAGUUAGUGGCAAGAACCCUAGUGCUAUCAAGGUGGCUCAGUCCGCUGACACCGAAAAAUCUCCCACUCUUUUUGGUGCUAUUAUGAUGGCAGAUGAUCCUUUAACUCAAGGACCAGAUCCCAACUCCAAACUGGUGGGUCGAGCACAAGGGCUUUAUGGUUCAGCUGGACAGAGUGAAGUCUGCCUUAUCAUGGCCAUGAACUUCGCCUUCAUUGAUGGUAUCUAUAAUGGUAGCUCCAUCAGCCUCCUUGGCAAGAACUCAGCCAUGAGUCCUGUACGUGAGAUGCCGAUCGUUGGCGGGACUGGGCUUUUCCGGUUGGCUCGCGGAUAUGCAAUUGCGAAGACGCUUUGGUUUGAUAUUACUACUGGAGAUGCUAUCGUUGGCUAUAAUGUUACAGUAGUUCACUAGAUAUCUUUGCCUCUCUUCUGUGAUAUUGCUUGGGCUUGUCUUUUCAGUUUUAUAUAUUCAGCUUUAAUUCACUGCCAUUUUCCAUUUUUAUAGCUAACUACUCGAGUCGUUGUAUUAAAGUAAUUUGCUAUAUACGGUGAUCCUUGGCUUCGUAUAUUAAUAAAUAUAAACUUUGACUA